This is a messenger RNA of Propithecus coquereli (Coquerel's sifaka), 3737 nucleotides long. It is a transcript of the gene MYO1F, whose product is annotated as myosin IF. Gene Ontology annotation, cellular component: cytoplasm; actin cytoskeleton; microvillus. The record is from RefSeq and is a predicted model, not a curated record. The transcript is spliced from 25 exons. Gene Ontology annotation, molecular function: ATP binding; actin filament binding; microfilament motor activity. The coding region runs from base 99 to 3074 and encodes 991 amino acids. Gene Ontology annotation, biological process: vesicle transport along actin filament; actin filament organization. NCBI's taxonomy places the organism in Eukaryota, Metazoa, Chordata, Mammalia, Primates, Indriidae.
UGCCCGAGCCGCCCCCAAGAGCCCCCUGAAGCGGCACCCCUGUCACGACCCAUUCGCGUGCACCCGGCACCCCAGGAGCUCCGACCCCAACUCUCAGCAUGGGCAGCAAGGAGCGCUUCCAUUGGCAGAGCCACAACGUGAAGCAGAGUGGCGUGGACGACAUGGUGCUGCUGCCCCAGAUCACCGAGGAUGCCAUCUCAGCCAACCUGCGCAAGCGCUUCAUGGACGACUACAUCUUUACCUACAUCGGCUCGGUGCUCAUCUCUGUAAACCCCUUCAAGCAGAUGCCCUACUUCACUGACCGCGAGAUCGACCUCUACCAGGGCGCGGCCCAGUAUGAGAACCCCCCGCACAUCUACGCCCUCACGGACAACAUGUACCGGAACAUGCUCAUCGACUGUGAGAACCAGUGUGUCAUCAUCAGUGGAGAGAGUGGAGCUGGGAAGACGGUGGCAGCAAAAUACAUCAUGGGCUACAUCUCCAAGGUGUCUGGCGGGGGAGAGAAAGUCCAGGGAAAGUAUUUCGAGAUCCAGUUCAGCCGAGGCGGGGAGCCGGAUGGGGGCAAGAUCUCCAACUUCUUGCUGGAGAAGUCCCGCGUGGUGAUGCAGAACGAAAGCGAAAGGAACUUCCACAUCUACUACCAGCUGCUGGAAGGGGCCUCCCACGAACAGCGGCAGAACCUGGGGCUCAUGACGCCCGAAUACUAUUACUACCUCAACCAAUCGGACACCUACAAGGUGGACGGCACCGAUGACAGGAGUGACUUCGGUGAGACGCUGAGCGCCAUGCAGGUCAUCGGGAUCCCGCCCAACGUCCAGCAGCUGGUCCUGCAGCUGGUGGCGGGGAUCCUGCACCUGGGGAACAUCAGCUUCUGCGAAUACGGGAAUUACGCCCAGGUGGAGACCGUGGACCUCCUGGCCUUUCCCGCCUACCUGCUGGGCAUCGACUGUGGACGGCUGCAGGAGAAGCUGACCAGCCGCAAGAUGGACAGCCGCUGGGGUGGGCGCAGCGAGUCCAUCGACGUCACCCUCAAUGUGGAACAAGCAGCCUACACCCGCGACGCCCUGGCCAAGGGUCUCUACGCCCGCCUCUUCGACUUCCUUGUGGAGGCCAUCAACCGUGCAAUGCAGAAGCCACAGGAAGAGUACAGCAUCGGCGUGCUGGACAUCUACGGCUUUGAGAUCUUCCAGAAAAACGGCUUCGAGCAGUUCUGCAUCAACUUCGUCAACGAGAAGCUGCAGCAAAUCUUUAUCGAGCUCACCCUGAAGGCCGAGCAGGUCUCACCCCCUCCCCCACUGCAGGUCUCCUAUGACGCCAGCGGCUUCUGCGAGAGGAACCGAGACGUCCUCUUCUCCGACCUCAUAGAGCUGAUGCAGAGCAGCGAACUGGCCUUCCUCCGGAUGCUCUUUCCCGAAAAGCUGGAUGGGGACAAGAAGGGCCGCCCCAGCACCGCCGGCUCCAAGAUCAAGAAACAAGCCAACGACCUGGUGACCACGCUGAAGCGGUGCACGCCACACUACAUCCGAUGCAUCAAGCCCAACGAGACCAAGAGGCCCCGGGACUGGGAGGAGAACAGGGUCAAGCACCAGGUGGAGUACCUGGGACUCAAAGAGAACAUCAGGGUGCGCCGGGCGGGCUUCGCCUACCGCCGCCAGUUCUCCAAGUUCCUGCAGAGGUACGCCAUCCUGACCCCCGAGACGUGGCCGCGGUGGCGCGGGGACGAACGUCAGGGUGUCCAACGCCUGCUUCAGGCGGUCAACAUGGAACCCGACCAGUACCAGAUGGGCAGCACCAAGGUCUUCGUCAAGAACCCGGAGUCGCUGUUCCUCCUGGAGGAGAUGCGAGAGCGAAAGUUCGACGGCUUUGCCCGCACCAUUCAGAAGGCCUGGCGGCGCCACGUGGCAGUCCGGAAGUACGAAGAGAUGCGAGAGAAAGCUUGCAAUAUCCUGCUCAACAAGAAGGAGCGGAGGCGGAACAGCAUCAAUCGGAACUUCGUCGGGGACUACCUGGGACUGGAGGAGCGGCCGGAACUGCGCCAGUUCCUGGGCAAGAGGGAGCGGGUGGACUUCGCUGACUCGGUCACCAAGUAUGACCGUCGCUUCAAGCCCAUCAAACGGGACUUGAUCCUGACACCCAAGUGCGUGUAUGUGAUUGGGCGAGAGAAGGUGAAGAAGGGACCCGAGAAGGGCCAGGUGUGUGAAGUCUUGAAGAAGAAGUUGGAGAUCCAGGCCCUGCGGGGAGUCUCUCUCAGCACGCGGCAGGACGAUUUCUUCAUCCUGCAAGAGGACGCAGCUGACAGCUUCCUGGAGAGCGUCUUCAAGACCGAGUUCGUCAGCUUACUGUGCAAGCGCUUCGAGGAGGCGGCGGGGAGGCCCCUGCCUCUCACCUUCAGCGACACACUACAGUUCCGGGUGAAGAAGGAGGGCUGGGGCGGAGGCGGCACCCGCAGCGUCACCUUCACCCGCGGCUCUGGCGAGGUGGCCGUGCUCAAGGCCAGCGGCCGAACCCUCACGGUCAGCGUGGGGGACGGGCUGCCCAAGAGCUCCAAGCCUACGCGGAAGGGAAUGGCCCAGGGAAGACCCCGGAGGUCGGCCCAGGCCCCUACUCGGGCGGCUCCCGGACCCCCCAGAGGCCUGGACCGCAAUGGGGUGCCCCCCUCUACCAGAAGGGUCCCCUUGCCACUGGAGAUCACAUCUGGAGGGGGCUCCCGGAGGCCUCCCCAGGCCCUUCCGUCCUCAAACCUGAGGGCCAGCAGACGCCACCGGGCACAGCCACCCUCAGAGCACAACACAGAAUUCCUCAACGUGCCUGACCAGGGCAUGGCCGGCAUGCAGAGGAAGCGCAGUGUGGGGCAGCGACCCGUCCCCGGCGUGGGCCGACCAAAGCCCCAGCCUCGGACACAUGGCCCCAGGUGCCGGGCACUUUACCAAUACGUGGGCCAAGAUGUGGACGAGCUGAGCUUCAAUGUGAACGAAGUCAUCGAGAUCCUCAUGGAAGACUCCUCGGGCUGGUGGAAGGGCCGGCUGCACGGCCAAGAGGGCCUCUUCCCUGGAAACUACGUGGAGAAGAUCUGAGUUGGGGACGUGGGAUUCUGCCCUCCCUCACGCCCGCCCACCUGCCAGGGAGCCAGGCCCUGCCCAUAGGAGCCCCGUUUAUCGUGGCUGCGUUAGCCUGAAAGUCCAAUCCUGUGGCCUCCAGCCCAGCCCAGACCCUCCCUGGGUCUCAGGGGUCACCGCUGCAGCCCCCUCCCCAGGGUCCCGGUCUCACCCACGUCACACCCAUUGCCCAAGUCUCCGUGUCUUCACGUGUCAAAUGGAGUUACCAGCAGAAUCUACCUCCCAGCUGCUCUGUGAUUAUGAAAUGAAUCAUGUCCUAUGCUGUUGGCAAAGUGCUGGGCAUAGUCGGGGGGGGCGCUCUGGACAAGCGUGACUUUGCUCCUUCUCUCAUCACUGAGGCAAUAAACGUUUGCCGGGUGAAAGCAUGAGUUAGCCUGAGUGCCCGGCGACGCUCUCACAACCCUGUGAGGCAGGAAGCAUGAAUGUUCCCAUUUCACAGAUGGAAAAAUGGUCAGGACUUAAUGUGACAACAUUCGAUGGCCCAGGACGGACAUCCGCAGCCCCUCAGAAAGAAGACAGUCUGGGAGAGAAGGGGACAGACUGGUGGGGGCAGGAGCAGGGGCUCGGCACUGAGCUAGAGAAGGGACAGGUGCUGCGAUUGGUUCUCAACAGCCCUUUUUA